AUGGAUCUUUUGAAUUUAGCCGAAGCAGCAUUACGACCCUCUAACGAGCCCUCUGCUGAGGAAAACAAUGAGGUUUAUGAAGGAGAUAGCCAAUUGCCGCAGAGAGUCUUGGAAUCUGAAAAUCUGCACAUCAUUUUGGAGUACUGCAAAAGGGUUGACCUUUCAGAGUAUAUUCGAAAACAUCAAGGAAAAUUACAUGAAGAAACUGUAAGCCACUUUAUGCAGCCACAAGUCUAUUCUUCAUAUGCACCGGUGAAAGGACUUUAUCUUUAUGGAGGACUUGGCGCAGGCAAGACUAUGUUGAUGGACCUGUUUUUUGAUCAAUUGCCUUGCAACUGGAGGAAAAAGAGGAUCCACCUUCAUGACUUCAUGCUGGAUGUCCACAGUCGUUUGCAAGUUGUACCUCACAUUAUCGAUGGCAUUCAACAGUAG
Molecule: messenger RNA, 432 nt
Organism: Fraxinus pennsylvanica
Lineage: Eukaryota; Viridiplantae; Streptophyta; Magnoliopsida; Lamiales; Oleaceae
Source: the annotation of a GenBank genome assembly